Molecule: messenger RNA, 868 nt
Organism: Mycotypha africana
Lineage: Eukaryota; Fungi; Mucoromycota; Mucoromycetes; Mucorales; Mycotyphaceae
Exons: 3
Coding region: 37-429 (130 amino acids)
Source: RefSeq, a predicted model, not a curated record
AUUUUUUUACGAACUCUUAAUUCGAAAUAUUGAAAAAUGAACUUCAAAUUCAUCCUUGCUUUGAUUGCUUUUGCUUGCGUUGCUAACGUCGCUAAUGCUCAAGUUGUCUCUGAAGUACGUUCAGCCACCUCCGUGGUCCGCUCUGUUGUAACCUCUGUCGUUCAAACCACCAGCACAAACUCUGCCACCGCCUCAGCCACAUCCACCUCUUCUCAAGCCACAACCAACUCUCCUCAAGCCACAUCCACCACUACUCAAGGACGUUUCGCCUCCGUUACUUCAGCCAUUGCUCAUCCUACUUCCACAGCUGGUUCCAAUAACAACAACAACAACAAUAAUCAUGCCAAUGCUGCUAUGUCCUUGGAUGCCGGUUUGUUGCAAGCUGUUGUGGUUGGUUCUGCUGUUAUUGCUGGCUCUUUCUUGCUCUAAAUAAGUCGCGUUUUCGUCAAAUGUGAUCACCCUACUUUCCAUACGUUGGUGUGCAUAAAUUUUAUUUUUUUUAGUAUUAUAUUCUUAAUAAUCACAGGUUAAUAUUUAAAAGACUACAUUUUCUAACUGAUUUACACGUAAUUUAUAAAAAAUUUGGGACCAAAGACCCAUUAACGAAAUAUUAUUUGUCAAGAGGGCUAGUGACAAGCUCUCUUUAUUGUAUGAGUUAAUAAAAAAUAAUAUCGAUUAGAAUGGCAUGAUUAGUAGUAUUUUCCAGCAAUUUUAUACGUGGGAUUGAAAUAUAGCAAGAGAUUUAUUACAGGGAAAGAGUAUAUACAUAGAAAACUUUAGAAUAGGAAAGGUUGGAAAGUUGUUUCUUACAUAUUUGGGUAUCAAUGCGUAUUAUUAUUUUUUUCUUUUCUUUUUUUUUUUUUGUUUU